AUGAAAGGUCAAUUUCGUCAAGACCUCUUCGACGAAGUUGCUGCUCUUGUCAGUAGUAUAGGAGAGGAGUAUAUAACAAUCGAAGAAGGGGAUGAUGAAUUACAAGGCACCAUUUCGGUAGCCCUGGAUCCGAGCCCCAAACCAAUUCUCGUUUCCGCGGAGGAUGGCAAAGAUUAUCGCCAAUUCGAAACCAUGCAUUUGCCUCCGGUUGACUUUCAUUUCCGGCUACCAGUUGGCUACCCUUCCAAGAUGCCCAAGGUUGAUGUAGAAAGCAUAUGGAUGUCCACUUCUAUGAAGGAGAAUCUGCUAUGUCGCAUUGAUGACGUUCUCCAAGCAAACAUGGGUAUUCCGGUGUUGUUUUUGUGUUACGAUGCCAUAAAAAGAUUUGUCGCCGAAAUGGGAACGUUUGAAAUUCGCCUUAACUCCAAGGAUUUUUCACAAAAACAUAACUUAAGCGGCCUGGAGAUGUUGAAGUUGGUACGAGAAGAAAGCGAGAAGGCAGAAAUGGACGCGUUUUCAGCACUAUGUCACGAUUGUGAGGUUUCACCUCUCACUUGCCUUGCAGAUAAAUGUGAGUCAAGUGCUUCGCAAAAAGUCAUCAUUGAAUUGCUUGGUCAGAAAGAAUUCGAUCGUUAUGAGGGAAUCUUACUGAAGAAAGCUCUUGAGAGAAUGGAUGACGUGGUAACAUGUCCGAGAAUUUCUUGCCAGAAACCGUCUGCCAUUAGUGAGACGACCGAGUACUUGGCAACAUGUUUGGUUUGCGGUUAUAACUUCUGUACCGCUUGUUAUCAUGGCUAUCAUGGGGUCCAUCCAUGCUUUGGUACAUGGGGUUUGAGGGAAGUUUCGUUUGAAGAGUACCUUUUGGCUUCACAAGAGGACCGACUGAAAAUGGCUGAGUUCUACGGUGGUAUCGAAAAUUUAGAAGCGAAAAUGGAAAAAGCUUUCAAAAAGGUCGAUGCACGUACCUAUGCUUGGAUGCAAGGACACAGCAAGAGAUGCCCCCAAUGCAAUAUACCAAUACAGCAAGAGGAAGAAGUUGAAGCGCUUGUAGCUUUUUAUGGAGAGGAGUUGGUGAAGAUUGAUCGCAGUCGUGAAUUAUUAGAAGGAAGUGUAUCUAUUGAACUGGAGCCAAAGACGAACCCUAUCCUUUUAUACGUCGACUCUGAAGAAGGACGCCAAUCAUUCAAUACAAAACAGCUUUCACCGAUCGGUUUGGUGUUUCGUUUUCCUGUCGAUUAUCCAACUACACCCAUCGACCUGAGCUUGCAGAGCCUUUGGUCAACUGCAAACUUGGCUGAGGAAAUCCAUGAUCACCUGGAAGUUUUGGCAAAGAACACUUCGGAUCCUUGUUUCCUGCUGCGUUGCUGUGAUGCGGUGAAAAAUUUCAUUGAGAAAUGUGACUUGAAGGAAAUUUGCCUCGACGGAAAUCCCUACAGCACACAGAACGUGUGUUACGAUAAUAAAUCGGGACCUGAGUGUGUGAAGUUCAAUCCAUGUGGUCAUGUUUUCUGCAAAGAAUGCGUCAGAACGUAUUUUUUGGAUCAGCUCACGGCUAUGCGGGUUGCUCCGUUGUCUUGUCUUUCACCACGUUGUGAAUCUUAUCCAUCAGAAAUGCUUAUCGAAGAAUUGGUCGGUGAGGACCAUUUUGAACGUUACCAGAGGAUCAUCCUGUCAAACGUUCUUGCCCGUAUCGAUGACAUCGCUUUCUGUCCUCGUCCUCGAUGCCAAAGUCCUGCUCCUAGAAGAAGUUGUACCUCAUUGCUGGCUAUCUGUCCGGUCUGUGACUAUAGUUUCUGUAUAAAAUGCCAUCGCGCCUAUCAUGGAGUGAAUCCCUGCCGAGCGACCGUCGUUGCUGGCUCGCGAAUGGUUGAGGACGAAGAAGGCAAUUUGGUGUUCAAGGAAAUCACUGUCGAUGAGUACUUGGCUGCUACAGAUGAUCAACGCCAAGAGAUGGCCUGGUGGUAUGGAGGUGUUGACAAACUUGAGGAGGUCAUGGACAAGGCUUUGGGACUCAGCGAAAAACGAUCACAGAAAUUUCUUGAAAAGUACACCAGAACUUGUCCGACUUGUGGUGUCGCAAUCAUGGUAGAGGAAGGUUGUAAUGAAGUUUUUUGCCGUUGCGGUACAUCGUUCUGCUUCGGUUGUGGAGAGCUUCUGAUGGGAGAAGAAGGAGGUAGCGGGAUUCGAACAUGCAAGAGCUUCUUAAAAUGUCAACGUGUAGGGUCUGAAGCGCUGGAUGAGCAUACAGGAGCGUACGACUAUGUUCGUAUUUCCUGGCUUUUAAUUUUUGAACAGCUUUUCAAGCUGAUUAUUAUGAGUACACAUGGAGGUAAGAUUGAUAUGCUACGAAAUUUCCUCCUACUGUUUCUCCAUGUACUUAUUCUGGUCAAUGGUCGGUCUGCCCAAGAGGAGGCUGCCUGUUCGAAUUUUGGUCUUAACUGGUCGGCAGAAAUUCGCUGUCUACGUGCUGAGCUUUCGCAGUGCAAGCGUUUUGUGAAAGGUCGUGGUAUUCGAACGGCGGACCAUUAUGGAUAUUCGAAAAAUUACAUUGAAUUCUCAACUCCUCCACCUCCUCCGAUUGAUAACAAUUAUACUAUUACGUUAGAAGUAUCGGCACCAGGCCAACCAGGAUUGGAGAAAACUCUAGCGGACCUUACUAGACAGUUGAAUGAGAAACUAAAUCAGAUUCGAGAGCGAAUCGAGGAUGAUUAUAAACGGAAGUUCGACAGUUUUCAGAAGCGUCUCGAUUUGUUCACUGCGAGGGUCCAUAAACGUGGUCCGUAUGAAUACGCUUACAUGAAGUCAUAUCUUUCACAGCUUGGAAAUUCAUGGUACAAAGCUGAGGAUGAUUGUCUUGCUUGGGGUGGUCAUUUGACGUCGAUCUCGGAUAUGAAGGAAAACGAAUUUGUUCGAAGUCUUCUACAAGGUGGCAGUGCUUGGAUUGGUGUGAACGAUGUACAACGGGAAAAUAUAUUUGUGAAUACCGAUCGCACUCCAGUAGUAUUCAAAAACUUCAAAAGAGGACAACCGGACAACGGCGGUCACGAUGAAAAUUGUGUGGAAAUGCUGUCAAGCGGGGAGUGGACGGAUGUUUACUGCCUCGCAACCAAGCCAUUCGUAUGCAAGCGAUAG
This is a messenger RNA of Haemonchus placei, 3132 nucleotides long. The record is from the annotation of a GenBank genome assembly. NCBI's taxonomy places the organism in Eukaryota, Metazoa, Nematoda, Chromadorea, Rhabditida, Trichostrongylidae.